This is a messenger RNA of Suillus fuscotomentosus, 1804 nucleotides long. Its product is annotated as P-loop containing nucleoside triphosphate hydrolase protein. Lineage: Eukaryota; Fungi; Basidiomycota; Agaricomycetes; Boletales; Suillaceae. Gene Ontology annotation, molecular function: GTP binding. The record is from RefSeq and is a predicted model, not a curated record. Bases 121 to 1761 code for a protein of 546 amino acids. Gene Ontology annotation, cellular component: cytoplasm. The transcript is spliced from 5 exons. Gene Ontology annotation, biological process: tRNA wobble uridine modification; tRNA methylation.
CGACGUACUGACAGAUGCGUUCAACUAAUCGGGAGACACUACCUCAAAAACACCAAACGCACAAGUCAAGACCUGCCCUUCCCUAUUUCUUAUCUUGUCUGAAGUUGAGCCAUCUUUACAAUGUCGUCUGUUGGUGGAGAACGAUGUACUAGUGAGGCUUCGCAGGACGCAAAAGAAACCUGCAAUGUUGUCAUUUUUGGAGAAACGGGCGCUGGUAAAAGCUCCUUGAUCAAUUUGAUCACCGGGACGCAAAGAGCGCUGACGUCCUGCGACGCUAUGGGAUGUACAGCUGAAACAAAUACGUACGACAUUCUAAUUCAGAACGAGACCUUGAAGGUAACGCUUUUUGAUACAGUUGGUCUCGAUGAGGGCUCUGAAGGAACAGUCCCCGAUAAAGAAGCUCAACAAGUUUUGAAGAAACUCAUUCAAAGUCUUCAAGAUAACGUUCAUCUCCUCAUGUACUGCGUGCGAGGUGUGAGAGCUAGGAAGGCGCUCUACCGCAACUACAACUUCAUCCGCUCUCAAGUGAAGGAGAGGGUUCCAAUUGUCCUUGUCGUUACUUGUUUGGAAGACCAUGAACCAGAAAUGGAAGACUGGUGGAAGGACAACGAACGACUGAUCUCAGACUUCGGGAUGACCUUUGCUGGCCACGCAUGUGUCACCACGGUGACUAUCGACGAUAAUGUAGCAAUUAGGCUCGAGCAGCGCCAUAACCAAUCAUACCUCGCCGUCUGUCAACUUAUCGAGCAGUGUCGCAGGAAAGGGCAUCGACGUCCACUGUUGGAUGCUGGCGAAAGGCAACAAAACACUAUCUGGCGGGUACCUCCUAAAAUGGCUACAAGAAGCAGCAUCGUACUCACUGGGGAGUCGGUGGCUAGCAAUGGCUCACCUACCAACGUCAAGGAAAUAGCAACCACGUACGCUGACAAGCAACGCCUCACCCUACAGCGUAAAGAUACCAUCGACGAUUUUGAGGUGUUCAAUACCACUAACAGGCGUAAAGUUAUUGUGGUUUUUGGGCAGACGGGAGCAGGAAAAAGCUCACUCGUCAACCUCAUGGCGGGAAAGGAGGUAGCUCACACAUCUCCUGACACGCAACGUUGUACAAUGCAGUGGAAAGAGUAUUCUAUCGACUUCGACGGUGGCUUGUAUACGGUUUUCGAUACUAUUGGGCUCGAGGAGCCGCAACUGGGAAUCAAAGAGUACCUCGAGUCUGUCGAAAACGCCUAUCAGCUCCUCAGGAAAUUGGAAGAAGAAGGCGGCAUCGAUCUGCUUCUAUUCUGCGUUUGCGCCAGUAAAGUCACUGCCACGCUUCAAAGUAAUUAUCGGCUCUUUCACGAAUUCCUCUGCUGUAAGAAGGUUCCCAUCGUUCUCGUCAUCACAAACCUAGAGAGAGAGCAGAGGAUGGAGAAUUGGUGGGAGAGAAACGAGGGCACCCUCGACAAGUAUCAGAUAAAGGUCGCGGGACAUGCGUGCAUCACCGCCGCCAAUAGAUUGGACGGCAGACACAAAGACCUUUAUGAAGAAUCGCGCGUCACGAUCCGCAACCUUGUUAAGAAUUAUACUGCCGACGGGCAGAAGCAGGCAUGGAUGGGAGGGCACAACCUGUUCGUGUCUUUUAUGCGCAAGCUGAAGGGGUCGCUUAUAGGGGGUUCGCAUGUGAGAAGGAAGGAUAUUGUCCCCCGUCUUACGAAGCGUUGUGGCAUAUCUACAGAGGCCGCAAAAGAGUUGGCUAACAUGAUCAAGCAAGACAUAGCUUGACCUCCCAUUGAACUUAUCUCAUCCGAUAUUGUCCCUCAUCUCA